AUGCUGUCGCGGGGGGUGCGGGAGCUGGCCCGGCGGUGGCUCCCAGCCCUGGAGGCCACCCCUGCCACGGCCGGUCUGCACACAGAGGCUGCGCAGAUUUACAGCGAGCGACUCGCCAGUCCAGGGGCAGGCUCUGGACCAACUGCUGACACCGGCACGAUCUGCGUGGUGCAUGGCCUGCUGGGGGUUGGCCGGAACCUGGCCACCCUCACCCGCACCCUGCUGGCCCGGGCCGAGCAGCAGUCCGGCAGGCCCUGGCAAGCCGUCCUCCUGGACCAGCGGUGUCACGGGAGGUCGGGUCACCUGGGCUUGCCUCCUCCGCACAUCCUGGCUGCCUCGGCAGAGGACAUCCUGAGGCUGUUUAGCAGCGGACUAGAGUAUGCAGAUGCCCCUGAUGUCCUCAUCGGCCAUUCUCUUGGAGGGAAAGUGUGCCUGGAGCUGACAGCCCAGAUGUCGCGGCUGGGCAAGCCUCCUUCCCAGGCAAGACAUGGCAAUGGGACGCUGACCUCCAUGCUGAGAGGAAGGCGACGGACCUGGGUGCUCGACUCCUGGCCCUUCCGGGCCAGGGAGUCGUUUGGGGAGCUGAGGGACACGGAGCGAGUGCUGGACGCCGUCGCCGCCAUCCCCCAGCCCCUGCCCAGCCGGGAGGCCUUGUACCAGCGAUUGGGGGAGCAGGGCUUCAGCGAAGGACUGCAGCAGUGGCUGGGCAGCAACCUGCGCCAGCGUGGCAAGGGGCAGUACGUGUGGCAGUUUGAUCUGGAGGGGGCGAGGUCCAUGCUGGAGGACUAUUGCACGCAAGACUACACCGACCUCCUGACCACGCCGCCGCCGGGGACCACAAUACACAUGGUGCGUGCUCUGGAGUCGGAUCGCUGGACCGAGGAGAGCGUGGAGACGCUGCGGGGCCUGGCUGCGGUGCCUGGCAUGGCAGACCGGGGGGUGCUGGAGUACCACGAGCUCCCAGACGCCGGGCACUGGGUCCAUGUGGACAACCCCCAGGGCCUCCUGGACAUGAUUGCGCCCUCCUUAUCGAAGACCCUGUGA
Molecule: messenger RNA, 1044 nt
Organism: Auxenochlorella protothecoides
Lineage: Eukaryota; Viridiplantae; Chlorophyta; Trebouxiophyceae; Chlorellales; Chlorellaceae
Exons: 3
Coding region: 1-1044 (347 amino acids)
Source: RefSeq, a predicted model, not a curated record